AUGAAGCACGAACGCGCAACGCUUCCGACGCCGACGUCGAGCAACUCCUUCUGGCACAGCGAGCCUAACGAGUUCCUGCUUGGACACCGUACCACCGAACAGCUUCCCGCUGAAGCUGACAUUGUCAUCGUUGGAAGUGGCAUAACUGGCACAUCUGCUGCAAGAUAUCUCGCUGAAGAUGAAAGGGCAAAGGGUAAAACCAUCGUGCUUCUUGAAGCUAGAGAAGCAUGUUGGGGAGCUACAGGCAGAAACGGUGGACACUGCCAGCCACUACUCUUUGAUCGUAGCGCUGAAGUGGCCGCGUUCGAGAUGAAGAACGUCCACGAAGUUCGAUCGUACAUCAAGAAGCACAAUGUUCCUUGCGAAUGGCGAGAUGUAUCCGGGUGCCGCUCGUUCUGGACAGAAGAGGUGAUGAGCGAGGCCGAGAAGGAGAUCGCGCACCUAGAAAAGAUAGCACCAGAGCUGAGGAGCUUGGUGACAAUCAUCCGUGACAAGGAGGAGCUGAGAAAACACAGAGUCUCUCCCAACGCCGUCGGAGUAACACUGAGCAAAGGUGCGGCAAGUUUGUGGCCUUAUAAGCUGGUCACAUUCAUUCUGGAGCAACUCGUCCGAGCUGGACAGCUCAACCUGCAGACCAACACUCCUGUCAACAACAUCACAUCCACGGAUGGUAAGCACACGCUACACACUGAUCGCGGUACAAUCGACGCAAAGACGGUCAUUUUAGCGACCAACGGCUAUACAUCAGCCCUCAUCCCCCACUUCGCCGAUCUCAUUGUUCCCGUACGGGGCGAGAUGUCGGCUCUCUUGCCUCCUAAAGGGAACACGAUCCUCCCAGAUUCUCAUGGAAUGGUAGGAGCCUUAGGUCAGCCGGCCAAUAACGACGAUUACCUAGUCCAGCGGCCGUUCGAAGGCGUACCAAACCCUCGUGGGCAUUUGAUGUUCGGUGGCGGCCGCGGAGCAGGUCAUCUCCCAACUGUCGGGGUAUCGGACGACAGCAUCAUAGACCAGGACUCAGCAGCAUAUCUCCGCAGCGCGCUUCUAAAGAUCCUUGAGCUAGAUGGAGAGACUGAAGGCUUGACCGAGCUUGAAGCCGUGGGACAGUGGACGGGAAUCAUGGGAUAUUCUAGAGACGACCACCCAUGGGUUGGUAAAGUGCCGGACCGGGAAGGGCUGUGGCUUUCUGGCGGAUACACUGGACACGGCAUGCCCAACACCACGCUUUGUGGCAAGGCAGUUGUGGACAUGCUACUUGGAGAAGAAGCUGGUCAGGAAUUGGGUAAUUUACAGUCUCAGAUGGUUCAGAGCGGUGACAUCCCUAGCAGCUAUCUUCUGACCAAGGAAAGGAUCGAGCGAGCGAGGACGUUCCUGACUGUGCAGCAGCAGGAUGAGCAGGGCGUCCACAUGAACGGUGUAGUUUGA
This is a messenger RNA of Ascochyta rabiei, 1422 nucleotides long. RefSeq lists its product as uncharacterized. Gene Ontology annotation, molecular function: oxidoreductase activity. The transcript is spliced from 3 exons. The record is from RefSeq and is a predicted model, not a curated record. The coding region runs from base 1 to 1422 and encodes 473 amino acids. Gene Ontology annotation, cellular component: cytoplasm. NCBI's taxonomy places the organism in Eukaryota, Fungi, Ascomycota, Dothideomycetes, Pleosporales, Didymellaceae.